UUGCUGAGGUUCAGUAAUGCCAGUGCGUUGGACCGAGCCGGCGCCGCUCGCAUUUUAGCGCAAGCAGUACACACGGCGUUAACGCGGACCGAGUUUUUCGUUGUCGGUGUCUUGCCGCACACAGCAACAAUUUUCGAUUUUCGUUUUUCCUUCCGUCACCGGAGGGACGACUGAUAAAAAUACAACGCGCGAAACGUCGUCGCGGCGGUGGUUUUAUAACUCGCUUCCUUCCCGUCCGGAGCACUUCAUCUCGUUGUAUUUUUUCCACGCGUUUUCCUCCUCGAGGGAACAGUCCACGUGCGAAUUAUAGACACAGCUGCUGUGUUGUCUCCCGGAACGUAUUGUUUUUUUUAACAUUUUUUUUUUCGCUCCCCGCAAUACAUUUUCUCACAUUCCCGUUUUCCGAAGAAAAUGCUCAUGUCUGGCGACAGUCGUCGUCGUUGACGCAACCGAUCGCGGUUGUACGUCCGCGAUGAGCUAUAGUCGAGUCGAAGCGACACACGACGACCGGACCGGAGCCGACCCAACGGAUCUUUACGCUGGUGACUGAAGGAUCUCAGCAGCCGAAUGGCUCUAAUGCUAGUCGGCUUGUUGAAAGUCUUCUCGGCACUCGUUUUGAUCGUGUCCACAUCGAGCAAUUCGUUGCUGUUGCUAGUGUUCUACCGCCGACCUGGUCUGCGCACCCUAUCAAACAGAUUCGUCAUGAAUUUGUUGGUGACGAAUUUGGCGAGCAGUUGGAUACUGGUGCCGUUAACGUUAUGGGAAAGCGGCCCGUUCAGCAGUUGGACGUCGCCGCUACCGCCGGCCGUGUGGCACGGGCUGACCGGUGCUGUGUACGCGCAGUCCGUGCUGUCCGUGAUGACGGUGGCCGUGGACCAGUACUACGCGGUCACCGACCCGCUGCGGUAUCACGUGACGGUGAACGCGGCCAGUUGCGCGGUAGCCGUGGCGGUUACGUGGUGCCUGUCCGCCGUGGCCGGCGCCCUGUCGGCUCUAUGCGAGCUGUCCGUCGCGCCGGAAGUGUACCGGCUCGUGUUUCCUGUGACGUACGCCGUGCUCCUCUACGUCGUCCCGUUCGUUACCGUGUGCGUGGUGUACGUGAAGAUAUGCACCGCCGCGCACAGGAACAGCGAACGGGCUCGACGUAACGGGUCCGUGCCCGACCACUUGCAGCAACAACAACCACUUCAGCAGCAGCAGCAGCAGCAGCCGCAGCAGCAGCAACAACAACCGUUACAACAACAGCUGCAGUACAACAACAAUAACAACAAUAACGCUAACAUCAACAACAACAUCAAUAACAACGAGUAUAACAUAGUUCCUACCAUUCAAGAAGAGGACGACGAGGCGUUGGAGUCCGCUUCCCUGCAGGCGGCUGUGUCCUACGAACCGGAAGCAUCGUCCAAACCACCUCAGUCCACCCGAGCUAGUCUGAAGAGCACGUCCAGUUCCAUUGUAAACCAUUUGAGAUACAGGAUAUCGAACGCAAGCAUGUUCCGUUACCGGGAGGAAACGCGGGCGGCCAAAAUCUCCGCGCUAGUCAUUGUCACGGCGGCCGCGUGCUGGACGCCGUACGCGGUGCUCAAGCUGUCCGAGUGGCCGCCACUGUUCGGCAGCGGGAUCCCGUCGCCGGGCCCGCUGGCCGCGCUCCUGUCGCUGUCCGCGCACGCCGUCAUCACGCCCAUACUGUUCGCGCACCGCAACCGGCGCGUGCACCGCGAACUCUGCCGCAUAUUCUGCCGGCGGAAGCGGUGCAGCAGUUUCUACGACAACGUCCGGAACGCGACCGUCGCGUCGUCCGUGGCCUCGGGGCCCAUCAAGUCGGCGGCCACCAUCGGCGGCGGCGGCGGCCUAAAAGCCGCGGGCCCGCAACACGUCUUCGGCCGGUGGUUCGGCGGCGGACAGGGCGGCGGCAUCGGGUUCGACAAGUCGGCCGCUAAACCCUACGUCGCGCCGUCGUCUGUGGUCGUGCCCGCCGCCGCGCACCUGCCUACCGACACGGAGAUGACUCGCAGCUCGUUCUCCAGCAACGGUAGCGCCACCACGCAGACGUCGUCCGUGAUCACGGUGGAUUGACCACGACGGUUCGCCGCCUACACGUCGAGGCGGCGUUGACCCGUCUGCUCCGAAACUUCUUUUCUAGUCACCCCGUUCCCAAAAAAAUAUCUACCCUCAUCCCCCUCACGGGUGCUCGUCUACGCUGUAUUUUAUGUAUAUGUAUAUAUAUAUAUAGAUGUAUAUUUGUACACGAGCCACUCACCCACCACCGUCAUCUUCGUCGUCGCCUCAUCCCCACGAGUAUGAACAUGUCUAUACGUCCUAUCCCAAACCUACCACCCUCCAUUCAUCAUUCAACCGGUGGUUUGCCAACAGCCGCGAUUUGUCGGACGAGUGUAUAAUUGUUUGUACGUGCAGCUUAUAGUUGUCACGCGCGUUUUGUAUAUUACAAGAAUAUA
Messenger RNA from Melanaphis sacchari, 2456 nucleotides. RefSeq names its product 5-hydroxytryptamine receptor 1A. Gene Ontology annotation, cellular component: membrane. The transcript has 4 exons. The record is from RefSeq and is a predicted model, not a curated record. The coding region runs from base 568 to 2076 and encodes 502 amino acids. Gene Ontology annotation, biological process: G protein-coupled receptor signaling pathway. Gene Ontology annotation, molecular function: G protein-coupled receptor activity. NCBI's taxonomy places the organism in Eukaryota, Metazoa, Arthropoda, Insecta, Hemiptera, Aphididae.